Molecule: messenger RNA, 2815 nt
Organism: Patella vulgata (common limpet)
Lineage: Eukaryota; Metazoa; Mollusca; Gastropoda; Patellidae
Exons: 4
Coding region: 483-1922 (479 amino acids)
Biological process (GO): DNA integration
Molecular function (GO): nucleic acid binding
Source: RefSeq, a predicted model, not a curated record
GGCGGUAUAUUAGUGCCAAAAUUCUAACAUGCUAUCGUCUAACUUCUAACGUGCUAUCGUCUAACUUCUAACGUCUAUUCGUGUAACUUCUUAUCUAAGACAAUGUAUAUUCUAAUUUCUUCAUUUGUUCCUCGUAAAUGGGGCCUUCUAAUCUUGCAAUUUUUAUUCUAUUUCAUGUUAUUUCUAUUAUUGUAAGGACAAAUUUUCAUUUCGACAACGCUUAACAUGUUUAGAAUGACCAUUGAACAAAUUUAGAAUGAACAUUGAACAAAUUUAGAAUUUGAUACGUCUACCUAGCAACCGUCAUUAUGACGUCGUUUGGUGUCGCCACUGUAUGCGCAACUAUCCACGCAAUUACUGCUCACGGCCGGAAGUUAAGACCGUUUUACGGCAGUUCGUGAGAGAAAAGUAAACAUCUUUUUGCAUUGUCCGUAUAGAUAUACGGUCCAUGCAUGUACAAAUGACAAGAUAUCAACUUCAAGAUGGAACACCAAGAAUGUAUUAACUUUUUAAGUGGCCGACUUCAACGUAUUAUUUAUAUACUUGAAAGUAACAGCUAUAACUCGUUAGCAGACAUUAUGAACAAUUUGGAAAUAUUGAUGGGUACAUUUGCUGAUGUUAUAAACAGUCCAUCGAAUUCCAAUGAUCUUGACGAGGAGAUGCCACAUGCAAUUUUACAGUGUUUGCACUUUUUAUGUGGCGCAGUGGAUCAGCUGGAUCGAUUAAAUACGGAUCAAGUAGUAACACAGACACGACACCCUAUUGUGGGGACAAGUACUGGCCAACGAGGUAGACCAAAAUUUUGCAUUCCAGUAGAGACAUUGGAAUACCUUUUGGAUAACAACUUUUCAGUCCCACAAAUAGCGCACUUACUUUCAUUGAGCAAGAGAACUAUUUUUAGAAGGAUGUCAGAAUAUGAUUUAUCUGUUAGAAACUUAUACAGUGAUAUAACAGAUGAGGAAAUUGACACACAAGUAAUUAAAGUUUUACAUCAAUAUCCAAAUAUUGGGUAUCGCAGCAUCUGCAGCCAUUUAAGAGCCUCUGGGUUAAGAGUUCCAGUCAGUAAAGUGCGUGACAGUUCUCGCAGAGUUGACCUAGAUGGAGUGGUAUUCCGAAAACUGACUUCAAGUCCAAUUCAAAGAAGAAUUUAUUCUGUACCUGGGCCAAACUAUUUGUGGCAUGUAGAUGGAUAUCACAAAUUGAUCAGUUGGCGCUUUGUUAUUCAUGGCGGUAUUGAUGGAUAUUCUAGGCUUCCGGUGUAUCUUAAAGUUAAUAAUAACAAUAGGUCUCAAACCGUCCUUGAUUGUUUUAAACAUGCUGUCCAUGAAUAUGGAGUUCCCAAAAGGGUGAGAUCGGAUAAAGGUGGGGAAAAUAUUGGUAUUGCAGAGUAUAUGCUGAGAGCUCAAGGAUGUGGAAGAGGUAGUCAUAUAACAGGAAGGAGUGUUCAUAAUCAGAGAAUUGAGAGAUUUUGGAGGGAUCUGUGGUGUGGUUGUGUUAAUGUAUUUUACAAUCUAUUCUGCUAUAUGGAAACCAACAACAUUCUUGUACCUACAGACGAACUUCAUCUUCAAGUCUUGCACUAUGUAUUUUUACCCAGAAUUCAACGUAGUCUUGACCAAUUUUGUGAAGCUUUCAAGAGAAGACCAUUGAGGACAGAACAUAAUAAAUCUCCUCUUCAACUGUUUAUUGCAGGGCAGAUUAUCCACUCAACUAUAGAUUUACAAGAGAAUGAAUUGCAAGAUUAUGGGAGGAGUCAAGAAGGUGUUUCAAUGUCAGGCCAUACUUUUGAUCCAGUGGAGGUUCCUUCAACAGAAUUUCCAACUGAACAGUUGAUGAUGGUAAACCCGUUAGCUGAAUCCGAAUCGCAUGGUAUAGACAUUUUCAUCAGAUGCAGAGAUAUUUUAAUUGCCAAUAAUGUGUAGAACAUAAUAUGUAUGUUUAUGUACUUAAAGAUACAUUAUGGGAGAUUUUUUAUAAGGAGUUAACUAUUCUUGCUAUAACAGUUCAAAAAUAGAUGAUGAAAGAAUAUAUUGAAAAUUUCAGUCAAAUUACUCUAUUCUGAACAUAGUUACUACCAGUGUCAUGUUUGACUAGAAAUGGGAUUGAAUUCCAUCUUCACCGAUUUUUAGCAUGGCCGAUCAUUUGAUUGACAUGUGUUAACUCCACCUACAUAAUCUUGUUGUCUUUUGUCAGUGUCAUCAUAUCCGAAUUUGUGUUUUACCUUUUUGGAUUUUUAUAACUAUUGGAUAAAAUGAAUGAGACAGUAAAUUUCCAUUCUUACCUGUAAUUUGGGCAUGCGUUAAAUCAAGUGAAUAUAGGACAUAAUAUUAUAAUACAAUUAUGAUAAAUCUAUAGGUAGACACCAGGGGCGUCGUGCCUGUUGGGGAAAUAAUUUUUUUUUUAUUGAUAUCAUUAAGAUAGAAGACCUGUUCGUCUGUAUUAGUCAUCACAUGGUCUCCAGGAAUUGUAUUAUUUGUCAUUAUCUGUGUUUAGUUUAUUGCACUUUAAAUAGUUUAGAUGUCAUUUGUUGAGGCCUCGCUAAACAGCGGCCUCAUACACUCUAUCAUUUAGCCUCGACCCGGGAGUAUGAUGUCAACGGUUAAACCCUGCCCACCACGCCAUUUAAAAAUUAAAGUAGACAACGAAUCCAAGCCAAUCGUGGGUCUACAGAGAUGAUUUUGUGCUUGUGUAAAUAAAGAUCUAAUUUAUAAUUUCUACAUGUAUGACAUCUGAAACCUAAAUAAAGACUUGCAAUAAUCAGAUUUAGCUCUUGCAUAGUGUAUGUUUAAAGCACAAUUAAAAACUUUAAAACAAA